Molecule: messenger RNA, 1625 nt
Organism: Pyrus x bretschneideri (Chinese white pear)
Lineage: Eukaryota; Viridiplantae; Streptophyta; Magnoliopsida; Rosales; Rosaceae
Product: calmodulin-binding receptor-like cytoplasmic kinase 2
Exons: 6
Coding region: 62-1369 (435 amino acids)
Biological process (GO): protein phosphorylation
Molecular function (GO): protein kinase activity; ATP binding
Source: RefSeq, a predicted model, not a curated record
AACUACCCGCCAUUUCUACGUCCACGUCCCAUCUCUCCGGUCCCCUCUUUCUUUCUCUGAAAUGAGGCGAACCCCAUCGUACCGACGCCGUAGCCUUACGUCCGACCCGCGGAGCACCCCUGACCGGAUCCCCUACUCUCCUAGCUCGCCCUACAACGACGCCUCAACCGGACAGAAAACCAGCUCUGGCAAGAGCGUGGUCGCUGUCGCGGCCCGCUCCUUCGCCGGAGCCUUCGUCUCGUGCUUCACUCCGCCGGAGACCAAGAGCUCCGUAAGCUUCGCGGGUUCUGAAGAGUUCAGAGCUCCCGACGUAUUUCCAGAUGCUUCGAGAGAUGGGAGCGAGAGAAGACGCGGUUCUAGUCGAGGCAUCUACUCCAAUCCAAAUAACUCAAGGCAUGCGAGUGAGCCCAGGAGUGUAAAGUUCACCAUGGAAGAGAUAAACAAGGCCACAAAGAGCUUCUCUCCCUCUUGCAAGAUUGGACAAGGUGGUUUUGGGACGGUUUAUAAGGGAAGACUCGAAGACGGGACCUUUGUUGCAAUCAAACGCGCUAAAAAGAGUGUAUAUGACAAGCAUUUGGGAGUGGAAUUCCAAAGCGAGAUUCAAAUGCUGGCGCAGGUGGAGCAUUUGAGUUUGGUCAAGUUCUACGGGUACUUGGAGCAUCAAGAUGAAAAGAUUGUUGUUGUCGAGUAUGUUCCUAAUGGAAACCUCAGGCAACAUUUGGAUUGUUUGCACGGUGAGAUUCUUGAACUUGCAGCACGGCUAGACAUUGCAAUUAAUGUGGCUCAUGCCGUCACCUAUCUGCAUACGUACACGGAUCAUCCGAUUAUUCAUAGAGACAUAAAGUCGUCCAACAUUCUCUUAACGGAAAACUUGAGGGCCAAGGUAGCUGAUUUUGGUUUUGCUAGGCUUGCUGCUGAUAGCGACUCAGGUGCCACCCAUGUUUCUACUCAAGUUAAAGGAACCGCUGGCUACUUGGACCCCGAGUACCUGAGAACCUAUCAACUCACGGAGAAGAGUGAUGUCUACUCAUUUGGUGUGCUACUUGUUGAGCUAGUUACAGGCAGGCGUCCAAUUGAACCUAAACGGGAAACCAAGGAACGAAUAACUGCAAAAUGGGCUAUGAAGAAGUUUACCAAUGGAGAUACUUUUUCGAUUUUGGACCCGAGGUUGGAAAAGAGAGCAGCAAGUGAUCUAGCCAUCAUCGAAAAGAUUCUUGAACUAGCAUUACAAUGCUUGGCUCCACGCAGACAGAACCGGCCUAGCAUGAGGAGGUGCGCGGAGAUCCUCUGGACCAUCCGUAAGGAUUACAAAGAGGUAUUAGCUCCAGACUUCUGUUCAUUUUCUAGCCCUUCACAAAUAAGUACUUGAGCAUGAUUCGGGCUCCCAUGGAAUGUAAAGAUAAUAUGGUCUUAUCGGAGAUAGAACACGAAGAGCGUUGCGUUUUGUAAAAAAGAACUACACAGUAAAUGUGCAUGUGCAAUUUGAGUAGGAAAGCCAAGUAAUUUCUUGAAGAAUGGAUCUGGAGGAGGGGAACAAUAUUGUAUUUUGGUCUGUUGAAAUUUUACUUGUAUGUUCAUUGUUCUUGGAGUUACUGCAUUCGACAUGAGUGUAUUCCUUUAUUAGA